Molecule: messenger RNA, 2597 nt
Organism: Panonychus citri (citrus red mite)
Lineage: Eukaryota; Metazoa; Arthropoda; Arachnida; Trombidiformes; Tetranychidae
Product: mucin-5AC-like
Exons: 3
Coding region: 327-2369 (680 amino acids)
Source: RefSeq, a predicted model, not a curated record
UAUUAAUCAUUUGUUACUUUUGAUUGUUGCUUCCAACUUCUUUGUAACAGAAAAACUUGUUAAUUGUAAUUAAGUGUUGAUCAAUCUCUAAAUUAAUUAGCUCUUGUUAGUAAGUGUAAAGUGAACUUCAAAUGUCCCCUUGGAUUUAAUUACUGUGAAUGUUUGUCGAAAAUUAAAAUUACCAGAGGAUUGUUUUUAUUUCUAUUGUUACCUUUUGAUUGGAAGUAAAAAAGAAAAAGAAAAUAUUCUCUCUACUUUAUUUUAAUAGAUUUACAUGUUUUAUAUCAAAUUAACCCUGAAAGAAAAUAAUAUUCAAUGGAAUUAAAAUGACCUGUAAAAUGGUUAGAGGCAAUGGCGGUGGUUCGUGUGGCCGUCGGUUUGUUGCUUCACCUGAAGAUUUACCUUACAUUGUUUGGGACUCAACGGUAAACAAUAUUGAUGAAUAUGGACCAGCACCAUCUCUGCACAGUCAUCCAGCCUCGAUUAUCACAUAUAACCAUAUACCGCCAAUGAUUAACUCUUGCCAAGCCUCAUCGACAAUCUCAUGGGAUUCAUCAACAUUCACAAGACGUUGCUGUUCACCGGCUUGUUGUGCCAUCUUAUUAACGGCCAUACUUAUUUUGGCCGCUUUAUUAACUGUUAUUGGAGUUGCUGUUUAUUUAGGUAUCAUCACUAAUCUAUCCAAAGCAACAAUAUUACCUGUUAGUGGACGUUUUCGUGUUAUAUCUGGUGACGAUUUUGUCCCUUCCUUGUACAAUACAUCGUCUACAUCUUUUCAUGAGAAAGCCGAAAAAUACAAUGCCAUUAUUCAUUCAGCUUUUCAAUGGACUUCAAUUGAAAAUUCAAUUAUUAAAAGUGAAGUUUAUGCUUUUCGAAAAGGCUCAUUGAUUGUCCAUUUUCGAGUUUAUCUUGACCGUAAAAAGAUACUUCAAGCUCGCAACACAUUGGCCUUUGGACGAAACAAUAAUAAUAUUGAAUCGCGAUCGUCAUCUCAAAAUGAUAAUCUGAUUCCCCAUUUGGUUCAACAUGAGAUGAGGGAAGGAUUAGUUCAACUUCGUAUGAUUGGACCAGGUCGACCUGAGAUCGAUCUUGAUUCGUUAACAGUUACAUCAUAUCAUACAGAUCCAAUGUUGAAUUUGAAAGAUCAGUCAGUUCCUUUACAGAUAACAAGAGGAAAUGUUUUCUAUGAAAGAAAUGAAGGUAAUCAGCCCGUUGAUUCAGUUUUAACGGCGAUUCAUUUGAAACCCUUGAAACAAUCAACUAGAAAACCCACCUUACUACAAGUAGUAACUAAGACAACACCUCAAGGAUCAACUUCUACAACAACAACUACCACAACAACAACAACAACAACAACAACAACGUCGACGACAACACCCCGUCCAUUGAUUUCUUUAAAGUCAAAUAACAAACACCAAAAGCCAUUAGCUAAUUAUAACAACAAUGAUCACAAUGAUAUUGGUCACAAUCAAUUAAUGUCAUCAGCAACACAACACAAUCGUCGUUAUUCAAAUGAUAAUCCAAAUGAUUCAUUAAUUAAUCGAUUUGCAAGUCGACUUAGACCAUCUCGACCUUCAUUAACAACAGUACGACCCGUGACCGGUAGUAUAGCAUCAUCAUCAUCAUCGCCAUCUUCAACGACAACAACAGUAGCUCCUACAACAAUUAGAACUACAUCAACUACACCCACAACAACAACGACAACAAGAUCAUCAACAUCUUCAUCCACAACAAUACCUCCAUUGUUUACAACAAGAAGAAUGAGAUUGACAUCAUCAUCAACCACAACCACAACUCCGGAACCACCACCAAUUGUUUAUACCGAUGAAUCAAUUAAAUUAACCAGUCGAGAUCCCAAUUUGUUUACUCACAAAACAACACGAACACGAAUUGAUUUUCCAUCUCUUCUUGCCGGUUUACGAUUGAAAACCACCACAACAACCACAACCACAACAACUACAACAACUCCUCUACCAGAACCAUCAACCAUCUCUCUAGGAACUGUAUCACCAAUCCCACCUAAUCAUAAACCUCCGCCGGGCACAUCAAUAAAAGUCACAUCUCUUGACUUUGGUCAAUGGAGACCAUUGUCAUCCCCGUUCAAACCUCCCAACGACCCAAAAUUACCGGUUAAAUUUUCACCUCCUUUAGCACCUCCAUUAUUAUCAUCAUUUCCACCUCAAUUCACUCACCACAAACCACCACCACCACCACCACCUCCACACCAACCCUCACAUUCAUCAUCUAAUGACUUUAAUUUGAACAAUCGUUUAGGAUUCAAACCUGGACAAAUGAAUAAGAUGCCGAUGGUCAUUGCCGUUAGUCCAGGUGACCAUAUGAGACGUCGUAUACCAAUAUCAGUAUUAUAACAGUUGAGUGAAAAAUAAUCUGUAACAAUUAUCUUCCCUUGAUUAGAUUUAAUUGUGAUGACCAAUUCUCUAAAUUAACUUCCAUCACUUUAUCAGCGAGGUAAAAUUGACACAUUCUCACUUAAAUCAUCCCAUUUAUUUUUAAAUCAUUUCCAACCUUCUAAAUCAUAAAAUAUAAAAUCAAUUCUGAUUAAUCCGUUAUAAUAUUAAACACAAUUAACUGUAAAA